AUGUUUAAUGUAUUAAUAGAAUGUCUAAGGUUCGCGUACAUAUUUCUUGAAAUUAUUCUUAAAUAUGCAACUCGGCCAUUUUUACUAUUUAAAGAUUUCUAUGAAGAACGAAGAAAGCUAUCGUUACGUAUACCUAAUCAUAUUGCUGUACUUUACACCGAACAGUCAGCCAUCUGUAUGGAAAUGCUUAGUGAUUUAAUAUUGCAUUGCGUUUCGGUAGGUAUAAAAAAGAUAAGUAUAUAUGAUCCUUGGUCAUUCGUGGCAUCUAAUAAAGAUUUAUUGGCAAGAAAGGCUACUGUAAAAGUGAGCAAAGUUAAUCCAAAAUUGGUAUCGUUUAUUCAUUUCGUCACUAAGAUGGAUAUCUUGCAAUCUGAUGUAUCCGGUCUUGCUGUAAUAUUACUUGGAAAGGAUUCAGGUCGAGAGACAUUGGUCAGUGUUUGUCGCAAAAUGUGUGUGAUUCACAAUCCUUCUGCUAUAACCGUUGGAAAAAUCGGGAAAGCUUUUGCUGAUGAAAAUGUUUUUGAACCAGAUUAUUUACUGCGAAUUGGGUCAGUUAAAUCUAUGGCUGGUUUCCCAUCAUGGGCUUUAAGACUCACUGAAAUCAUCUCAAUAAAAAGAUUAAAAGGACGCAUGACACAGGAUUAUUUUUUAGCCUUAUUGAAUGAUUAUAGUAAUAGAGAUAUACGACGUGGGCAGUAA
Messenger RNA from Dracunculus medinensis (Guinea worm), 699 nucleotides. The record is from the annotation of a GenBank genome assembly. NCBI's taxonomy places the organism in Eukaryota, Metazoa, Nematoda, Chromadorea, Rhabditida, Dracunculidae.